Lotus japonicus is the source of this 1724-nucleotide messenger RNA. Its product is annotated as berberine bridge enzyme-like 21. Gene Ontology annotation, molecular function: FAD binding; oxidoreductase activity. The coding region runs from base 34 to 1662 and encodes 542 amino acids. NCBI's taxonomy places the organism in Eukaryota, Viridiplantae, Streptophyta, Magnoliopsida, Fabales, Fabaceae. The record is from RefSeq and is a predicted model, not a curated record. The transcript has a single exon.
CCAAAACCACACUCAUCCGUUACAAAUCACCAAAUGGCACCAUCAAAAUCACUUUCUCUCCAACAUUUUCUUCUUCCUCUGCAUCUUCUUCUUCUUCAUGGUGUCAUUGCUGCUUCAUCUGCACCAGCACCACCAUCAGUGUACGACACAUUCCUCAAGUGCCUAACACAGCACACAACCUCCACCACCAACCUUGUCUUCUCCCCCACCAACCCCUCCUUCUCCACCGUCCUCCAAAACUACAUCCGCAACGCUCGUUUCAACACCUCCGCAACCAAAAAGCCGUUAAUCAUCGUUACCCCCCUGCAAGAAUCUCACGUCCAAGCCGCCGUCAUCUGCGCCAAAACCAUUAAAGUCCAGCUCAAAAUCCGCAGCGGCGGCCAUGACUACGAGGGAAUCUCGUACAUCUCCAAUGAGCCCUUCAUCAUCAUCGACCUCUUCAACCUCCGCCGCGUCACGGUCGAUAUCGCGAAGGAAGUCGCGGUGGUUCAAGCCGGCGCGACGCUUGGGGAGCUUUACUACGGGAUAUGGCAGAAGAGUAAGGUUCAUGGCUUCCCUGCUGGGGUUUGUCCCACUGUAGGUGUCGGUGGCCAUAUCAGCGGCGGAGGGUACGGUAACAUGUUGAGAAAAUAUGGUCUAUCUGUUGAUAAUGUGAUUGAUGCUCAGAUUGUUGAUGUCCAAGGUAGAAUUCUCGAUAGAAAAUCAAUGGGUGAAGAUUUGUUCUGGGCUAUUAGAGGUGGUGGUGGAGGUAGCUUUGGUGUGAUUUUAUCAUACACGGUUAAACUGGUUAAGGUUCCUGAAAUUGUUACUGUUUUUCGUGUGGAGAAGACUCUGGAUCAGAAUGCUACUGAUCUUGUUCUUCAAUGGCAGCAGGUUGCUCCAACAACUGAUGACAGGCUAUUCAUGAGGCUGUUGUUGCAGCCAAUUAGUUCCAAGGUUGUGAAGGGGACAAAAACUGGAAGAGCUACUGUUAUUGCAAUGUUUCUUGGAGGAGCCAAUGAGGUUGUGUCAAUUUUGGGGAAGGAGUUUCCUGUUCUUGGGUUGAAGAAGGAGAAUUGCACUGAGUUGAGUUGGAUUAAUUCUGUUUUAUGGUGGAAUGAUGAUGAGAGUUUUGUAAAGGGUGCUAAGCCAGAGACCCUUUUGGAUAGGAAUGUGAAUUCUGCUGAUUUUCUCAAGAGGAAAUCUGAUUAUGUGCAGAAACCAAUUUCAAGAGAUGGGUUGGAAUCGAUUUGGAAGAAGUUGAUUGAAUUAGGGAAAGUAGGAUUUGUUUUCAAUCCUUAUGGUGGAAAAAUGAAUGAGAUUCCAUCUGAUGCAACACCAUUCCCUCACCGUACUGGAAAUCUCUUCAAAAUGCAGUAUUCUGUGAACUGGCAUGAUCCAUCUCCAGCUCUAGCACAAAACUACACAAACCAGGCUAAGAUAAUGUACAGUUACAUGACCCCUUUUGUGUCCAAGACAAGGAGUGCUUAUUUGAAUUACAGAGAUCUUGACAUUGGGGUCAAUAAUUUUGAUCAGAGAAGCUAUCAAGAAGGGGAGGUUUAUGGAACCAAGUACUUCGGUAACAAUUUUGAGAGGCUAGUGAAGGUUAAAACUGCUGUGGAUCCUGUUAACUUUUUCAGGAAUGAGCAAAGUAUUCCUGUACAUCCUAGCAAGACAGUAUAGAGAAUCAAACAUUGAAGCAUGUUAUUAUAAUUGAAAAUUGAUAAUCAUACUUUUUUGGUUUA